AUGUCGACCAUGAGCAGAUCCCGUACGAGCCUUUCACCAGCCACCUCUGAAAGAUCGACUCUGCCUAUGGGAGCAUCCGCAGAACCUGGCAGCGCGGAGUUCAUACCUCUAGAGCCGACGAGGGAGGAACUGCUUGCACAUUACUUCGAGCGAUUUAAAUUUUAUACUUCGCUCUGCUUAGGCACUUCAGCCAUACUCGCUGUCUUCGCAUUCCUUUUCUUAAUCCCCUUCGUGGUCGAGCCAGCCAUACAAACGAUACUAGCAGAAUUCGCCCCCGAAGCUGGUAUAUGCUCCGUGUCAGAACACUCUUACGCCCAAACACUAACAAACUGCACUUGGGCAUCUUGCCGAGAAGGUUGCACCACGACUCACACGAAGUGUCACAAAAUUCGCGUGAACCUUGUCAGACAACCGUUCGUGGAAAACGCACCGAUACCAACGGAAUGGGACGCGAAAGAUUUGAAGUUCCUCAUAAACCCUGAAGGUUGUGGUUACCCACCGAGAGUGAACUGUUCAGAGUUUGCGAACGAUUACGCAGGGAAGAAAUCCCCUAAAGUUUUCCCUUGCUAUUAUAGCCAGACGCGCCCAGAAUUGGUUGUGGCAAGGUAUUCGUGGGAUUCGACUAUCCGUGGAUUGAUCUUGGCAUUGGUGCUACCGACUACUGUCUUCGUGUUCAGUUUAAGUGUGCUCGCAUAUUGGCACUGCCAUUGCUGCGACAGGGCCUGCAAUAGGCGAGUUCACGCCGAAUCUUACGCGAGCAAAGAAGACAGCAAGCUCCUAUGUGAUCUGGAUGAAGACCCAAGUGAUGACGUAUUCUGACGCCGAGUGUCUGCGACCGCUCGCCGCCGCGCCUCGCCCCGCACUGAAGGCUACACGCAACUUUGAGCUGGCGACCACAUAAAACCGCGUAACUAUGUUCGCGAACCUGUACGAACAAGCACGAACGUGUGAGAGCUCCGUCAGACUAAGAUAAUUUAUCGCACGACGUUUUGUUUUUUCGCGUCAGAAAAAGUGCAGUGCAUGCAUCGGGUGCAUUCUCUGGAAUAAAAUAAAAAUAGGGUUACAAAAUUAAUUAUGGUCAUUACCGAAGUUGACUCUAUUACAAGCAGGGUUGGUCUUGUGUUUAAAAAACAGCAGUUUUAAACAUGUUUUAAACGUGUUUUAAGCAAAAAAUGAUUUUUUUAACUGUUUUCGUCUACCCCUGAUCAUGCGUCAACUUUGGUUUAUCAUCUGUAGAGCAAUCAGACAAUGACAAUAUUCUAGAAUUUACAGGUUCGUGAAUGUAUAGCACACAUACACACACAAUAAUAGAUAUCACUCGUGCCUAAUCUGGACGCGAAUUAAUCCGACAAAAAUACAAAGAUGUGGUAUCUAUGCGAUUUUUUCGCUAAUUGCGUCAAUGG
Maniola jurtina (meadow brown) is the source of this 1403-nucleotide messenger RNA. RefSeq names its product protein tipE (gene Teh2). NCBI's taxonomy places the organism in Eukaryota, Metazoa, Arthropoda, Insecta, Lepidoptera, Nymphalidae. Gene Ontology annotation, molecular function: sodium channel regulator activity. The record is from RefSeq and is a predicted model, not a curated record. Gene Ontology annotation, biological process: regulation of sodium ion transport. The transcript has 2 exons. The coding region runs from base 1 to 819 and encodes 272 amino acids.